Molecule: messenger RNA, 2718 nt
Organism: Besnoitia besnoiti
Lineage: Eukaryota; Apicomplexa; Conoidasida; Eucoccidiorida; Sarcocystidae
Product: 5'-nucleotidase, C-terminal domain-containing protein
Exons: 9
Coding region: 1-2718 (905 amino acids)
Biological process (GO): nucleotide catabolic process
Molecular function (GO): hydrolase activity
Source: RefSeq, a predicted model, not a curated record
AUGGCUCCACAGGUGCCUGCGUCCCCCGACGUGGCUGCCGCGGCCGGCGCGUCGGCGCUGCUGAACGCGAUGCUCGUCGGAAAGAAAGUUCCUCUCGCGUCGUCUGUUGAUCGCGACAGCAAGGCGAAGGGCAAGCGAGAGACGCCCGACGAACUCGAGCAAGAAGUCGCGCUCCUCGUCUCCGCCAUCGCUCGACAGGCCUCAAAGGGCUACACGGGGGAGACGUGGUAUGACUUCGAUUUGCCGCUGGACCGAACGGACCCUAUCACGAUUAUUCACUUCAAUGACGUGUACAACAUCGAGUGCCGCACAGACGGCUCAGGCGGCGUCUCCCGCUUCGUGACUGCGUUGCAGCAGUACCAGCACCUCCAUCCUCUCAUUCUCUUCUCAGGCGACGUGUUCAACCCCUCGGUGAUGUCUACAUACACCCGGGGGCGGCACAUGAUUCCGUUUUUGAAUUUGCUCAAGAUUCACACGGCGUGUUUCGGCAACCACGACUUUGACUUUGGAAUCGACGAGCUGGAGUACGCGGUCGGCUCAUGCAACUUCCCUUGGCUGAUUUCGAAUGUCUUUGAGAAGACGGGUCAGGAGCGCACCAGUGCCUCGCUGACCUCGCUGCGGACGAUGCGCGACUUCGGGAAUCCCGCCGCCAGCCCCUCGGCCGAGGGCGAGGAGGCGAGCCAGACAAGGGACGGCCUCGACGGCGACGGCCCGAGUGGAGAUUUCGCUGAGGACUUCAUCGAAGUCCACGGCCUGCCGCUUGCGAACGGGAUGAAAUACCGUCUCUUCGAGUGGCAAGGCCUUCGUGUCGGCAUCAUCGGGCUCGUGGAGCGAGAGUGGCUCGAUACGCUCGCGUGCGUGGGGAAGGACGACGUGGUGUACGUGGACUUCGUGGAGGCCGCAAACUGCCUCUGUCGCAUUCUUCGGCAGAAGGAGUGCGAGUUGAUCAUUGCGUUGACGCACAUGCGCGCGCCGAACGAUGAGCGCCUCGCGAAAGAAGCGAUUGACAUCGACCUCAUUCUCGGCGGCCAUGACCAUGACUACUACGGGCUUCAGCGCAUCGGCAACAUCCCGGUGGUGAAGUCGGGGACGGAUUUUCGCGAAUUCACUGUUUUGACGAUUUAUCCUGGACGGGAGUCGCAGAGCGACGACGGCUCCACGUCGUCGGCUCGCUCGCCCUGUUCAGGCGCGGCGAAGGCCCUUGCGCACCGCUCCUCGCCCAAGGCGCACAAAGCGGCGGAGCCGGCCGCAGCAGCGGCGGGCGCGUCUCCGCCGCUGGUGUGCGAGGGCGUCGGGCUCCUGCGGGAGAAGACGGAGAAGAAGGACGACGAGCCCUGCGCGGCCGCCGGCAUGUGCAUCAAAAUCAGGAAGGCGGCCUCUGACAAUGAAAUGGCUAAGUCCCACGGCGCCGACGACGCAGACUCAACCUCCCCAUGCGUCGCCGAGUGCGCAGCGACUUCCGCCUCCGCUUCGUCCUCCUCUUCUUCGUCUUCUUCUUCGAUGGCUGCGCUGUCUGCCAGUCAGGUACGCUCGCCGCCGAGCGGCGCCUGCUCGCCCACCGGUGCGAGUAGCUGCGCGACUGCAGGCCGCGGCUCCCCGCUCUCUUCGCUCUCGGCGCCCUUCUCCCCAGAGAGUCCGCCCAGCACGCCGCGGUCGCCUCGCUCCAUGUCGCCUACCUUCGUCAGCGAAGAGGCGAGCCGGCGCGAGGCCAACGCUUCGCCCGACAGCUUCAACGGCCCCCUGCUGCCGACGGCUUUACAGGGAGGCGAAGAGGUGAUGCCUUUCUUCCUCGGCGGCUCGCUGGUGCGGUGGUCGCGCGUGUCGGUGGAUCCUGCGCGAUUCGAGAAGAAUAAACACGUCGAGCUGCUGGUGAAAAAGUAUGAACAGAAUCUGAAGAAGCAGAUGCGGAAGGUCCUCGUCGACGCGCGCUGCGACCUCGAGACGCGCUUCGCCGUUAUCCGAACCUCAGAGAGCAACGUCGGCAACUGGCUGUGCGACAUCAUGCGCAGAGAAUGCAAGGCAGACAUUGCCAUCCUCAACUCAGGCACGAUUCGGUCGGACUGCGUGUUUCAUCCUGGGCCGUUUCGCUUCGGGGACUUGGCGGAGAUGCUGCCGAUGGCUGACACGCUGUGCGUCAUCGCGGUGCCUGGCGCGAUGCUGCUGGACGUGCUGGAGAACAGCGUGUCGCAGCUGCCCAAGACCGAAGGGCGCUUCCUGCAGGUCGCCGGCCUGCGCUUCGCCUUCGACUCUUCGCGCGCCGUCGGCCGACGCCUGCUCCGCGACUCCGUGACCGUCGCGGCGGACGCUUGCGGCGACCUCCGCAGCGGGACCGCCACGCCGCUCCUCCCCGGCACCAGGCGCCAGGACGACUACCUGCCGCUAGACGAAACCCGAAUCUACAGCGUCGCCACAAAGACUUACGUGGCCGCCGGACGCGACGGGUACGACAUGCUCGCAACCUGCAAGGUGCUCGUUGAAGACGAACUGCUUCCGCCGCUGCCCACGAUGGUGCGCUCCGCGCUGACGAUGGCGGAGCUUGCGAACGGCCUGAAGCGGCCGCACUCGCGCAUCACCUUCCGCAAGCUCGCUACCUUCACGUCCAUGCAGCAGGAAGACAUGCUGAAAGACUUUGGGUGCUGCGUGACCUCCGAGCUCGGCUACGUCCUCGCCCCCCAAGUCGACGGCCGCAUUGUGGACGUCGCCAAAACAAAAAAAUAG